Strongyloides ratti is the source of this 693-nucleotide messenger RNA. RefSeq names its product Cholinesterase family and Carboxylesterase, type B domain-containing protein. Lineage: Eukaryota; Metazoa; Nematoda; Chromadorea; Rhabditida; Strongyloididae. Gene Ontology annotation, molecular function: acetylcholinesterase activity. The record is from RefSeq and is a predicted model, not a curated record. Bases 1 to 693 code for a protein of 230 amino acids. Gene Ontology annotation, cellular component: plasma membrane. The transcript has a single exon. Gene Ontology annotation, biological process: choline metabolic process; acetylcholine catabolic process.
AUGACACAAUAUUUAAGUUCUGAGAAAUAUGGUUGUAUGAUAGAUCCUAGAAAACCAAUAGAUUCUAGUUUUAAUGCAUGUAGAAUGAAUAAAACUAAUUUUUAUUAUGCAGUUAAAUUAUUAACAAGUGAAUAUUAUUUGGAUGAUGAAGAUUCAUUUUUUAUACAAAGAGCAUAUAAAAAUUAUAAUUCACCUGAAUAUAGAGAUAAAACGGCAAGACUUAUUUCUGAUUUUACUUUUGAUUGUGAUAUUGUUCAAUACGCAAAAUAUAUUUCUAGUUUUGUUAAAGGAAAUAAAUAUUUCUUUGAAUAUCAAUUAAGAUCAUCAUCAAAUCCAUGGCCAAAAUGGAUGGGUGCAAUGCAUGGAUAUGAAAUGGAAUAUUUCUUUGGAAUGCCAUUUAGACAUUUUAGAAGAUAUAGAUCAGAUACAUUUUCAUAUGAAAGAAGUAUUUCUGAAAAAUUAAUUAAUAUGAUAAAUAAUUUCAUGUUAACAGGAAAACCAUAUCCAAAAUGGGAUCAAUUUAAUGAAAAAAAAAUGAAUGCUUUAAUUAUUGAUAAGAAAUUCUGUUCUAGAAAUACAAUAAAUUAUUAUGAUGUAUUUAGUGAUACAUGCAAGGUUCAUGACAAAAUAUUGAAAAAAUAUCCAUUAUGGGGUAGAAAAUUUAAUAAUUUUAGGAUGAAAAACCAUGUGUAA